GCAGACAGAGCUGAAAGAACAGAUGUGUCAGUGGUGCUGAAUUACAGUAAGAAUAGAGAAAGAAGGGAUGAGAGACAGAGAGAGAGAAAAGAAAUCAGGAAUAGCAUUUGGCAAUACUUGCUGAACUUGUCAUGCCAAUAAAGUAUUUGAACUUGAACCUGAGAGAGAGAUAGAGAGGAGAGGGGGAGGAGAGAGGAGGGGAACAGGAGAGAGAGAGAGAGAGAGAGAGAGAGAGAGAGAGAGAGAGAGAGAGAGAGAGAGAGAGAGAGAGAGAGAGAGAGUAUAUAUCUGUAAGAGGCUCGCUUGCACCUCAAUGUUACAGUAGAGCCACAGCUCCUGUCCACGGACUCGAUCACAAGCAAACCGAACCCGACCGGAUCAAGACCUCGCCUUCACUGCCACCUUGCAAGAUGCUGAAUCACUGGACACGGAACCAAAAGUGAUCGCGCUGCAAACAUGUCCUCGCUGGCGCUGGAGGAGCUGUGUCACCUGACCGCACAGUCUCUGACCUCACUAGAGCUCCGCGAUCACUUCCGCGUCAUCAGGCAGCUGGGUGAGGGGUCGUAUGGGGAGGUCCUGCUUGCCAUACACAAGGAAAAAGGUACUCCGAUGGCUCUGAAGCUCUGUCCUCGCAGAUCCAGCUCCAAGCUCUCGUUCCUGCGUGAGUACUGCGUGUCUCUCUCUCUCUCCGCUCAUCCCUCCAUCAUCGGUGUGUUUGGGAUCGUGUUCCAGACUCCGCUGCUCUUUGGCUUCGCUCAGGAGGUGGCAGCGUGGGGAGACCUCUUCCAAAUCAUCCUGCCCCAGGUGGGAGUGCCUCCUCUCUGGGCUCAGCGUGUUCUCUCUCAGCUCUCUCUAGCUCUUGAUUUUCUUCACUCCAAGGCUCUGGUUCACCGCGACGUGAAGCCCGAGAAUGUUCUGCUGUGCGGCCCGGAGUGCCGGCGGAUCAAGCUGUCGGACUUCGGGCUGACGAAACACAGGGGGUCCCGAGUCCGGGGGACCAGGGGACCCGUGCCCUACAGCGCCCCCGAGCUGACUAUAGAGGGAGGUGAGGGGGAGGGGGGAGGCGAUGAGGGGGAGGGACUCAGUGACAUCGGGAGUGAUGUCACUGCGACUGCUGAUAUCAAUGGCAAUGCUAAUGCUAAUGUCAAUGUUAAUGUUAGUGGCAAUGCUAAAGCUAAAGGUAAUGUCCCUGCUGCUUCCCUCUCCCCUGGGCCGUGGCGGCUGGCUCUCCCCAGUCUCGACUCCUGGGCCCUGGGCGUGCUCACCUUCUGCCUGCUCACAGGGUGCUUCCCCUGGGAAAGGAGCUGCCCCUCCGACCCGCUCUACAGGGACUUCAUCCGCUGGUUCGAGAGCCGGGACUCUGCUGGGGGGACUGGGAGGACUGGGAGCUCUGGAGUUGAACUGCCUGCUGAUGAGGAUGAGAAUGAGAAAUGGGGCUCUGCCCACCUCCCCCCUGCUCAGUUCCGUAGCUUCACCCCUCUCGCUCUCUCACUCUUUCGGGGGCUCCUGACCCCCAACCCCCAGGUCAGGGCCACGCCCAGAGAAGCCCUUGAAUACCUGAGAGGCCCCUGGGUGAAUGAGAGAGAGGGGGAGGGAGAGGGAGGGGUGGAGGGCGAGAGAGGAGGAGAGACAGGAGGAGAGAGGGAAGAAGAGAGAGGAGAGGGAGUGGGGAACUCUGCUAAGACUCAGCCCUUCAUCUCUCUCAGUGUGGAGCCAGUCCUAGAGAUUCACUGUGAACACUGACUGUAAACAUCACUGUAAAGAUGUACUGUAUAUAUUGACUGUAAAGAUUCACAGUAAAGAUACACUAAAGAUACACAGUAAACAUUCAUUCGAAAUAUUCACUGUAAAAAGUCACCAAAGAUUCACUGUAAAGAUUUACUAAAGAUUCACUGUCAAGAUUCACUGUAAAGAUUCACUGUAAAGAUUCACUGUAAAGAUUUACUAAAGAUUCACUGUCAAGAUUCACUGUAAAGCUUCACUGUAAAGAUUUACUUUAGGCAUAGAGAUUCACUGUGAAGAUUUGCAGUACAGAUUGGAGGAGUGACAUCCUGGCAUGAUGUAACCUCUCAGCUCCACAGGACAGUUUUUUAUGUCGUUUUUUCCCUCCUGUCCCUAAUUAAAAACCUUGACUCUG
Molecule: messenger RNA, 2137 nt
Organism: Acipenser ruthenus (sterlet)
Lineage: Eukaryota; Metazoa; Chordata; Actinopteri; Acipenseriformes; Acipenseridae
Product: serine/threonine-protein kinase SBK2
Exons: 4
Coding region: 457-1743 (428 amino acids)
Biological process (GO): peptidyl-serine phosphorylation; peptidyl-threonine phosphorylation
Molecular function (GO): ATP binding; protein serine/threonine kinase activity
Source: RefSeq, a predicted model, not a curated record